CUCCUUUUCUCUAACCUCUUUCCCACUCCCACGUGCUUAAAAUCCUCCCUCUUUCUCCCUCGCUUCUCCCCACCGUCCUCCCUCCCUCUUCUACUUUUCCCUCUUUCUCUGCUUCUUCUUCCAUUUCUCCUCCGCCGGAAUCUCUCGCUCUUUCUCUCCUCCUCUCCAUCCGUCGAUUAGUUUCUGUGAUCGUCACAAUGUUCUCUCCUGCAAGACUUUGCUUAAUUUUCUUCAUCGCGAUUCAGAGCUUCUCAGUCUGUUUAAUCGACGCGAUAUUCUCGCCAGUCGGCGGUGAUCAUGGCGGCUCUUCUCUAAUAGGCGCCGGAUGCGGCUUACAAACGGUGCGGAAUUCUAAUUCGCUGAAGAAUCAGAGUGUUGGAACGUUGAUGACUCGAUUGGAAUCUCAGAACUGCGAGGUCUGGACGGAGGCCUGCUCUGAGGCGAUCCUGAGUUUGGCGAAGCGGCCGGAGGUUGUUGAUUGGUUGAAGAAGGUGAGAAGGAUAAUCCACGAGAAUCCGGAGCUUGCGUUCGAAGAAUUCGAAACUAGUCAGUUGGUUCGCGAUGAGUUGGACCGGAUGGAUAUUAGUUAUGAGUAUCCGUUGGCUCAGACUGGCAUUCGUGCUUGGAUCGGGACUGGCGGACCGCCUUUUGUUGCUCUUAGGGCCGAUAUGGAUGCUCUUCCAAUCCAGGAAGCUGUGGAAUGGGAGCAUAAAAGCAGAGUCCCAGGCAAGAUGCAUGCUUGUGGCCAUGAUGCUCACGUUACAAUGCUCCUUGGUGCUGCCAAGAUUUUGAAGGAUCGUGAACAUCUCUUGAAGGGGACGGUGAUUCUGCUGUUUCAGCCGGCUGAGGAGGCUGGCAAUGGCGCAAAGAGAAUGAUCGGAGAUGGGGCUUUAAGAGACGUUCAAGCCAUUUUUGCAGUUCAUGUUUCUCAUGAAUAUCCCACCGCCACUAUUGGGUCUCGACCCGGUCCUCUUCUGGCCGGCUGCGGCUUCUUUAAGGCCGUGAUUACUGGCAAGAUGGGCCGAGCCGGUUCGCCACACCGGUCAGUCGACCCGGUUCUAGCUGCCUCGGCCGCUGUCAUCAGCUUGCAGGGGAUUGUGUCUCGUGAAGCAAAUCCUUUAGACUCGCAGGUUGUGUCAGUGACUUGGUUUAAUGGAGGAAAGGAUCUGGAUAUGAUACCGGACACCGUUGUUAUUGGCGGUACCUUCAGAGCAUACUCCAACUCAAGUUUCUACCAAGUUCUUCAAAGAAUAAAGGAGGUAAUUGUGGAGCAGGCCAGUGUCUACAGAUGCUCGGCAAUGGUGGACUUCUUCGAAAGAGAGUACACCAUAUACCCACCAACUGUAAACGACGAAAAGAUGUAUGAACAUGUGAAGAAAGUGGCGAUUGAUCUGUAUGGUUCACCUAAUUUCAGGGUGGUCCGACCAAUGAUGGGGGCCGAGGAUUUUUCCUUCUACACGCAGUUAGUUCCUGCAGCGUUCUAUUACGUAGGAAUCAGGAACGAGACUUUAGGGUCCAUCCACACAGGUCACUCCCCUUACUUCAUGAUCGAUGAAGACGUCCUACCGAUCGGUGCUGCGACUCAUGCAACCAUCGCCGAGAGGUACCUGUAUGAGCAUGGAGAAUGAGAAGCAACAAGUUUCCGUGUCUCUUAAAAUGCCGUUAUCUCCAGGGAUGUGAUUACCUCCGGCAAGUUUUGGGAGUGUAGUACGUGGGGCCGGUAUGUUUUGAAGGGAAAGCUGCUUGCGCCCCCGUCCUAUUGUAAAGGAUUCCGGACGUUGCAGCUACAGCUACACAAUAUAUUUUUGAAUGAUUUUUUUAACGUAUUUUGUACUGGUGCAUGGUUAUUAUAACACCAUGUAUCCUUUUAACUUAAAUCGAACUUCUCAAAAAGCAACGGUAGUAGUGAUGAAGGAUAGGGUUGAUCCGUGAAUUACUACUAAAGCCUUGUACGAUAA
Molecule: messenger RNA, 1958 nt
Organism: Cucurbita maxima (winter squash)
Lineage: Eukaryota; Viridiplantae; Streptophyta; Magnoliopsida; Cucurbitales; Cucurbitaceae
Product: IAA-amino acid hydrolase ILR1-like 6
Exons: 5
Coding region: 198-1628 (476 amino acids)
Biological process (GO): jasmonic acid metabolic process; auxin metabolic process
Cellular component (GO): endoplasmic reticulum
Molecular function (GO): IAA-Ala conjugate hydrolase activity
Source: RefSeq, a predicted model, not a curated record